Molecule: messenger RNA, 691 nt
Organism: Neocloeon triangulifer
Lineage: Eukaryota; Metazoa; Arthropoda; Insecta; Ephemeroptera; Baetidae
Product: chitinase-3-like protein 1
Exons: 4
Coding region: 38-691 (217 amino acids)
Biological process (GO): carbohydrate metabolic process
Source: RefSeq, a predicted model, not a curated record
UUAAACUAAUUAAUACCGCAAAGUGAUUGAACGUACGAUGACGUUCACGAGAAAAAUUCGAAUCAAAAACAUAUUGCAAGUUGGCGGCUGGAAAUUGAACAACAUGAAUGCCCUGUCAAUGAGCAAAGUCUGUUCAAAUGAAGAAAAACGGUUGGCGUUUGUGAGAAGAAUUAGGGACAUCAUGGUCCAAAACCAAUUGGACGGCGUCCUCAUUUUUUGGGCUUUUCCAAACUGUCCUGACAACUCAGCUAUUUGCACGAAUCUGAAAUUGGACGAUCGACUGAACGUUGUAAGCUUGUUGAGGGAACUUUCGCAACUCUUGAAACCGAUCGGAAAAUUGGUUUUGUUCUACUCUUCAAUCAACAGCGUUUUUCUCACUUUCUCCGCAGGUGACGUGUACUCUCCUAGCGCUAGUUUUGUGGAUUAUUACGUGCUGGAAACGUUCAAACAGGCAGGACAUUGGUCCAAGACAAUCGACUUAUCAACUAAUCUAAAGAAAAUGAGAGAUAAUUUUGAUUUAUUCCGAAGAAAGGUUGACAGAGCUGUUUUGAGAAAAGUUCUGAUUUUCUUUGACAUCGGAAGUUUGACGUUCGAACUGAAAAUUCCAAAUGCGCACAGAAUCGGAUCCGGUUUUAUCCAAGAAUCACAAAUUCUUCCAGAGUAUUCUCCAUUUACCGACGUAAAAUUUUAA